Equus caballus (horse) is the source of this 2288-nucleotide messenger RNA. It is a transcript of the gene GDA, whose product is annotated as guanine deaminase. Gene Ontology annotation, cellular component: cytosol. The record is from RefSeq and is a predicted model, not a curated record. Lineage: Eukaryota; Metazoa; Chordata; Mammalia; Perissodactyla; Equidae. Gene Ontology annotation, biological process: guanine catabolic process. Gene Ontology annotation, molecular function: zinc ion binding; guanine deaminase activity.
GGUGAAGAGGUCCAGGGUUCAGCCACCAAUAGCCCUAAGAGUUUACAGAAAAAGCAGGCAGACGCAACUUUAGGUGUGCCGACUAAAGACAGGGGGAGGAGGUAAGGGGGCAAAGAGCAAAAGCAAAUUUGGUGACCAAUUAAAGAUACAGGGCUGGAACCAUCGCCUCCCCCAGCUCCUUCCUUUAUCUCCCGCCCUCUGGGUGAGUGACUCAGCCAGGUUAAAAGAAGCGCAACGUGAGCGGUGAUUUUGGAAACUCAGAGUUAAGAUAUCAAAAACUAACGCAGGGGAGGAGACAAAGACCACACCCCACGGGUGCGCGGAGCCAACUCGAGGGAGAAAAAUCCUAUUGGCGUCGAAGAGCUAGGGUGCCAGCCCCUGGGCGUGGUCUGCAAGGCGACCACGGCAGGCAACCGUCCGGGAAAGCGGGGGCAGUACGGGCCCGCUCCGCAGCCACCCGCGUCGCAGGAAGUCUAGCCGCGCCUUUGUCCGGUGCACCCUCCUUGGCCUCGGACCCUGCACUGCGCUUCGCCGCUGCCAUGUGUGCCGCCCGGAUGCCAGCCCUGGCGCACAUCUUCCGAGGGACGUUCGUCCACUCCACCUGGACCUGCCCCAUGGAGGUGCUGCGGGAUCACCUCCUCGGCGUGAGCGACAGUGGCAAAAUAGUGUUUUUAGAAGAAGCUUCCCAACAAGAAAAGCUGGCCAGAGAAUGGGGCUUCAAGCCGUGUGAAGUCAGAGAACUCAGCCACCAUGAGUUCUUCAUGCCUGGGCUGGUUGAUACACACAUCCAUGCCCCUCAGUAUUCUUUUGCUGGGACUAAUAUAGACCUGCCCCUUUUGGAGUGGCUGACCAAGUACACAUUUCCUACAGAAAACAGAUUCCGCAACAUCGACUUUGCUGAAGAAGUAUAUACCAGAGUGGUCAGGAGAACACUAAAGAAUGGAACAACCACCGCCUGUUACUUUGCAACAAUUCACACUGACUCAUCUCUGCUCCUUGCAGAAAUUACAGAUAAAUUUGGGCAGCGGGCAUUUGUGGGCAAAGUCUGCAUGGAUUUGAAUGACGCGGUUCCAGAAUACAAGGAAACCACUGAGGAAUCAAUCAAGGAGACAGAGAGAUUUGUGUCAGAAAUGCUCCAGAGGAAAUAUUCUAGAGUGAAGCCCAUAGUGACACCACGUUUUUCCCUUUCCUGCUCUGAGACUCUGAUGGGUGAACUCGGAAACAUCGCGAAGACCCAUGAUUUACACAUUCAGAGCCAUAUAAGUGAAAAUCGUGAUGAAGUUAAAGCAGUGAAAAACUUAUACCCCAGUUAUAAAAACUACACUGAUGUGUAUGAUAAAAACAAUCUUCUGACAAGUAAGACAGUGAUGGCGCAUGGCUGCUACCUUUCUGCAGAAGAACUGGACGUAUUCAGAGAACGAGGAGCAUCCAUCGCACAUUGUCCCAAUUCUAACUUAUCGAUCCUCAGUGGCUUUCUCAAUGUGUUGCAAGUCCUGGAACAUGACGUGAAAAUAGGGCUGGGUACAGAUGUGGCUGGGGGUUAUUCAUCUUCCAUGCUUGAUGCAAUCAGAAGAGCAGUGAUGGUUUCCAAUAUCCUUUUAAUCAGCAACGUAAAUGCGAAAAGCCUCACCCUCAAGGAGGUUUUCAGACUUGCUACUCUUGGAGGCAGCCAAGCCCUGGGGCUGGAUAAAGAGAUUGGAAACUUUGAGGUGGGCAAGGAAUUUGAUGCCCUCCUGAUCAACCCCAAAGCAUCUGACUCCCCCAUUGACCUGUUUUGUGGGGAUUUUGUUGGUGAUAUUUCUGAGGCCGUUAUCCAGAAGUUCCUCUAUCUAGGAGAUGACCGAAAUAUUGAGGAGGUUUAUGUGGGCGGAAAGCAGGUAGUUCCCUUUUCAAGCUCAGUGUGAGACCCUCAGCGUCUACCAGUUCUCCUGGGACAACGUCGUUCUGCGUCUGUUUGUGCCCAGGCGGAGUUAGAAAGUCAACGAAUAGUACCUUGUUCUUGGGCUGACUCUCUCUCCCUGUAUCCAGUUACAGUAUUGACUUGACAAAUCGUUUGAAGGAAGUUGUGCUAAUUCUCAACUCUGUGCUUGGGAGGGUUCAAAAUUUCUCUCUUUUGAGCUCUUCAGAUUUACUUUAAGCUCAAACAUAAGGGAAUGUUAUUCCUGAUGAUAUCCUUAUUAUGAGAUUUAAGUAAGAUUGACUUCAUAUGUGGAAAUGUGGAGAGGAAAGAUAUUUCUAUAAAGUUAGAUAUUUUAAGCCAAUAAACAUGAAAAUCAGAAAACAGAAAA